Molecule: messenger RNA, 801 nt
Organism: Oncorhynchus gorbuscha (pink salmon)
Lineage: Eukaryota; Metazoa; Chordata; Actinopteri; Salmoniformes; Salmonidae
Exons: 3
Coding region: 85-801 (238 amino acids)
Biological process (GO): cell surface receptor signaling pathway
Cellular component (GO): plasma membrane
Source: RefSeq, a predicted model, not a curated record
CUCCCACUAGAUGACAUGACAUCUCUGACUAUCUGAAAACCCUUUCUCCUUGUCCAUGUGACUCUUCUCUCCAGAACCAUCAACAUGAUCAAGCUUCUCAUACAUGUAGCAACUCUACCACUAUGGGUGACAGGGCUGUCACAAACAGACAAAGUUCACCAGACUCCUACUGCAAUACUAAAAGGACCUGAAGACAAAGUUAAUCUCACCUGCAGCCACACUGAUUCAAAUUACUACACGGUACUGUGGUACCAACAGUCAGCCCAAAACACUGGUCUGAAACUCAUUGGGUAUGUGAGAUACACCAGUCCAACGGUGGAAGAUUCCUUUAAAGGGCGUUUUGAUGUCAGUGGAGAUGCUGCAGCUAAUAAAAUGGUGUAUCUACAUUUUCCCAAAGUGACAGAAGCUGAAGACAGUGCAGUGUAUUUCUGUGCUGCUAGUCUUGUUGAGGGGAGUGAAGUCACUCAGACACCCACCAUACUCUGGGAACCCAAAGAAAGUGAUGCUCUGAUGAACUGCAGUCAUACUAAGGGAUCUGGCUACUUCCAGAUGUACUGGUACAGACAGCUUCCAGGAGAGGGAAUGAAGCAAGUCGUCUUCAUUACUCCCAGUUCUCAACCUGACUAUUCAGGGGAAUUCAGUAAAGACAAAUUCUCAGCCAGAAAGGCUGUAGCUGAGAGUGGAUCUUUCACAGUGAAGAAGUUGGAGACAGGAGACAGUGGAAUGUACUUCUGUGCUGUGAGUCAACACAGUGAUACAGACAACAAGUACAGCUGCACAAAACCCCCAGUAUUUCAAUAG